AUGUCUACCCACGUCAACAACAUAGAAAUCAACAUGAAUGCGGACUCACAAGCCGUUUCCCUGUCCCAGAACAUCGGUUCCAUAAACGUAUCCAACACAAUCCCCGAAAGCAUCACGCAACUCCCCGACGCACUCAUGGAAGACUUUGACAAGGCCAUGGCCUGGUUCGCGCAGAACGAGCAGGCUAUGCAGGACCUGGAUAUUCCCGAGUAUACGGGGCCUCAGAUGCCCGGUGUGCAGGCGUUCAUGGACGCCAAGGCGUCGAAGACCACCGGGAUGGUGGAAACGGCCGCUCCAACCACGGGAGGACCGCUGAUUACAUACGAUAUGACCACGGGGACUCACUGGCUGGGCAAUACUGCAGAGGGCGAGAUACUGGUCAAUAGGAUGAGUUCUCUGCCCCCGGCCACUAACGUUGACAUGCAGCAGGCUCCCUCUACAGAUCAAUUCUCGAAUAUCGGGGUGGCCAUCGCUGGAGCUGGGACAACGGAUUCGGUGGGCGUCAUGGCCUCCAACAUGCAUGCUUUCUGGCAAGAUCGGCUCGUUGAUGUUCCUACACCUGAUCCGAACAGAAACGUGCAGGUAUUCAUGCAGAAGGGGUUUGUCGUAGGCACUGCCAUCCCUGGUGACGCAAACCAGACCAUGAACAUCGACGUCUUUCCCACCUCUCAAACCCAAGGUGCAGCCAUGCCCCCAGUGGACAACCCGACCUGGCAGCAGAACAACACCGGAAACUUCCAGCCACUCCAGACCACAGUCGAACCAAGCGUGAGUACAUCCCCCGCCUCCACUGCGACCACCGAGACCUCCACAGCAUCAUCCGCAGCCACUGAAUUUUCAGAAGACUCCGACUCCGACAUGGAACUAGGUGAUAGUGACUCCGCCAACGCAGAACGCACCAUCCGCUUCUUACCCCCGCUCCUCCCAGAGCACAUGGAGAACGGACUCUACGAGCAGCUGUUGCAGCACGAACACGACGUCGCAGUCACCGAGAGAGAACUGAAUAAUGCUCGAACUGAGGCUAACCAGGUCGUGGAAUAUGUCCAGGGUGAACUUGCUACUGCACAAGGCGAAGUUGCGCAACUUCGAGAGGAGCAGGCUCAACUUGCGAGGGAGCUGAGAGAUGCAAAGGACACGCUUACGAGGGCGACGAUGGAUAGGUUGAGGAAGGAGAGGGAUAUGCUUGAUCGGACGCUGGCGGAUCUCGAGAGGUUCCAGGCUCAAGCGAGGGAGCUGGAGGAGGUCCAGGAGAAGGCCAGGGUCUUGGAGGCUGAGAAGAAUGCUUUGCAGGCUCGCCUUGGGUCCAGGUAG
Messenger RNA from Aspergillus calidoustus, 1311 nucleotides. NCBI's taxonomy places the organism in Eukaryota, Fungi, Ascomycota, Eurotiomycetes, Eurotiales, Aspergillaceae. The record is from the annotation of a GenBank genome assembly.